Messenger RNA from Suricata suricatta (meerkat), 2746 nucleotides. It is a transcript of the gene POLM, whose product is annotated as DNA polymerase mu. The coding region runs from base 175 to 1824 and encodes 549 amino acids. The transcript is spliced from 11 exons. The record is from RefSeq and is a predicted model, not a curated record. Gene Ontology annotation, biological process: double-strand break repair via nonhomologous end joining. Lineage: Eukaryota; Metazoa; Chordata; Mammalia; Carnivora; Herpestidae. Gene Ontology annotation, molecular function: DNA-directed DNA polymerase activity; DNA binding. Gene Ontology annotation, cellular component: nucleus.
GUCCGGGCCCCGGCCCCCUGGCUUCGCCCCCUCAACGCUCCUCGGCCCCGCCCCAACGCCGGCGCUCUUCCGGGUUGUCCCUGGGCGGCACCAGGGAGCUCCUCGAAUCAUUUAAAUAAAAGGUUUGGCCUCUGGUGCUAUUUGCAUGGAGGAGGGGCCUUCCACACAAGCCCCAUGUUUGGGGCCCUGGUCCUUCGCGAAGCUCUGGGCGACAUAAGUUGCCUGGGGCCGGUCCGGCUCACAGAAUACCGCCGCCAGAUGCCACUUCCCCUUCCAGCCCGCCUUUGCCGCCUUCCUUCCGAUUUUCGCGUGCCUUCUUUCCGGCGCUCGCCCGCGGCCAGAGCCAGGAUGCUCCCGAAGCGGCGGCGAGCGCGGGUCGGGUCCCCCGGCGGUCCUACCUGCUCCGCGGCGCGCUUCCCCGGCGUUGCCAUCUACCUGGCUGAGCCGCGCAUGGGCCGCAGCCGCCGGGCCUUCCUCACCCGCCUGGCCCUCUCCAAGGGGUUCCGGGUCCUGGAUGCCUACAGCUCCGAGGUGACACAUGUGGUGAUGGAACAGACCUCAGCAGAGGAGGCCAGCUGCUGGUGGGAGCGCAGGGUGGCGACAGGAUCUCUCCCUGGCUAUGCCAGCCCAUUGCUGCUAGACAUAAGCUGGUUCACGGAAAGCAUGGCAGCGGAGGAGCCCGUGCCCGUGGAGCCCCGGCACCGCCUGGAGGUGGCUGUGCCUGGGAAAGGGCUGCCAGGCCCAGUGUGGAUGUCACAGUACGCCUGCCAGCGCCCCACACCUCUCACACACCACAACCCCAGCCUCACGGAGCCCCUGGAGAUGCUGGCAGAAGCGGCCAGCUUUGAGGGCAGUGAGGGCCGCUUCCUCUCCUUCCGCAGAGCAGCCUCGGUGCUCAAGGCCCUUCCGAGCCAGGUCACAGCCCUAAGCCAGCUGCAGGGGCUGCCCUACUUUGGAGAACAUUCUUACAGGGUCGUCCAGGAAGUGCUGGCUCAGGGAGUAUGUGAGGAGGUGGAGAGAAUCCGGUGCUCAGAGAGGUACCAGACCAUGAAGCUUUUUACCGGGAUCUUCGGGGUCGGGGUAACGACUGCUGACCGGUGGUACCGGGAAGGGCUGCGGACCCUCGACAGCCUCCAAGAGCAGCCCCAGAGGCUGACCCAGCAGCAGAAAGCAGGACUCCGGCACUAUCAGGACCUGAGUGCCCCAGUCCAGAGGUCUGACGUGGAGGCCCUGCAGCAGGUGGUGGAGGAAGCUGUGGGGUGCAUCCUUCCUGGGGCCACCGUCACGCUGGCCGGCGGCUUCCGGAGGGGCAAGUUGCAGGGCCACGACAUGGACUUCCUCAUCACCCACCCCCAGGAGGGCCGGGAGGCAGGGCUGCUGCCCAGAGUGAUGCACAGCCUGGAGAGUCAGGGCCUUGUCCUGUACCACCAGUACCACCACGGCCACCGUGCAGAUGCCACCCACCUGUCCUGCCACAACCACGCCAUGGGCGGCUUUGAGAUGACUUUCUGUAUCUUCUGCCUGCCUGCACCUCCAGGGACUGCUGUGGGGGGCACCCAGAGGGCCGUGCGGGCAGACCUGGUAGUGGUCCCCAUCAGCCAGUUCCCCUAUGCCCUGCUGGGCUGGACCGGCUCGAAGCCUCGCUUUCUGCAGCAUUUCCAGCGGGAGCUGCGCCGCUUCAGCCGGAAGGAGAGAGGGCUGUGGCUGAACAGCCAUGGGCUGUUUGACCCCCAGCAGAAGAAACAUUUCCAUGCGGCAUCAGAGGAAGACAUCUUCAGGCACCUGGGCCUGGAGUACCUUCCCCCAGAGCAGAGGAAUGCCUGACCCAGCUGCUGGCCCGGUCCGCUCUCUGGGGAGGCAGGCCCUACGGAUGUCCUCAGCCACCAAAAGUCUCCAGGGCGAAGAUGCACUGUGGCCCCAGGUCCUCACUCCGCACCCAGGCCCGGAUGAAAUGAAAUGAGCACAUGUAAUAAACCGAGCGCUGUUUUCUUGUACUGCUGGCCCCCUGGGGGAGAGUGGUGCCCUGUUCUGUGCAGAGGUCUGGCCUGCUGGGUGUUGGUCAGGGGCAGGGGAACGAUGGCCUGGAUCAGCGAGGACCUGAAGGCGCCUUCCCUGUGGGCUUGCUGUAGACCCUGAGGUGGCAGAUGACAAGUGCUUUGCUCAGUACCCCAGGACUCAGACCUAGGGGCUGGGGGCUGGAGCUCUUCCCGCUGGGAGCCCACCUGCUCUGUGGCCAGCAGCUGAGGAGGACAGGGCCCGGAGGCACGGGCAGAAUUUCCAGUGCUCAGAAUUCCCACCACCUCCCAGCCAGAUUUCCUGUCUCUGCCUCUGUUCUUCUAAGGUCUGUUCUCAGAAGGGUUUUGUCAGCAGGUCACGUAGCCCCCCUCCUUGCUCCUGGCCCACACUCCUGCUCAGUGAUUCCAGAGCCUCACAGUGGCGCCCAGGGUCCUGGCCUCCCCCUGACCACUGGUCUCAUCUGCUGUCCCACUGCUCUGAGCCAGGUGUCUUCCUGCCCUGGUGCCCACGUGACCUGUCCCAGAUACCUGUGAGGUCAGGGCGGGUCUCAGCCCUUCCCAGAGGGGCCCUGGCCAUGCAGUGUCCUCUGUUCCUCAAAUCCUCAGGUCUUCUCUGGCCUCGGUACCUUUGCCACUGGACCGUUCACUAGAAGUCCUCCCCCAACUGAGUCUCUGUUGGGGGAGGACUUCCCUGACCACUUGUUGCAUUAAAAAAUAUUUUUGUAAAGAAA